Messenger RNA from Rangifer tarandus platyrhynchus (Svalbard reindeer), 501 nucleotides. The record is from the annotation of a GenBank genome assembly. Lineage: Eukaryota; Metazoa; Chordata; Mammalia; Artiodactyla; Cervidae.
AUGUCAGCGCCGCCGCCCCUGCAGAUCCGCGAGGCUAACGCACACCUGGCUGCCGUUCACCGGCGCGCGGCGGAACUGGAGGCGCGGCUGGAGGCCGCCGAGUGCACGGUGCGCGCCCAGGCCGAGCGCCUGGCCCGCCACGACCAGCACCUGAGCGCUGCUUUAGACGAGCUGGGACGCGCCAAAGACCGUGAGAUUGCCGCCCUCCGGGAGCAGCUGCUGACAUCGGAGGCUGCUGUCCAGAGCCUGCAGGCUGCCGUGCGCCAGAGGGACAAGCUCAUCGGGCAGUUGCAGCACCGGGCUGAGCUGCUGCAGGAUCUCUGCCGCCGCCGGCCACCCCUGGCUGGGCUGCUGGCUACCCUGGCUGAGGCCGAGCGCCUGGGGCCCCUGCCAGCCAGUGACUCACUCCCUGGUGGGUCCAGCUCACCUCUUGCCAACAGUACUGGGGAGGAAGAAGACAGGGACGAGCUUGAGCCCGCAGUGUUUGGGACCACUGUGUGA